CUUUCUUACGGAGGACGCAGGAAUUUAACUUCAAACUCCAACACCCCAAGCUGGAAUAGUGUCGUGCCAAUCACUACGCCACCGUGGCACCCAGUGACUGCUAGGGUUUCCUCCGGAUGCUUCGGUUUCCUCUCACCGUCCAAAGACGUGUGGGGCAGUAGGUUAAUUGGUCACAUGGGCAGUGUGGGCUCGUUGGGCUGGAACAGCUUGUUACUGUGCUGUAUCUCUAAAUCAAUAAAUAAAUACGUGGGAGAAUUUCAGCUCAAAAUUCUUCUCACUGCUUGGCAUAUCACGUUGGGAAAGCAUGAAAAGAGUUGCCGCGGUGGGAGUGGGAUUUGGAAGCGGCCAGCGUUCAGUCCAGACUGGAAGGACAGUGGCCUGUGAUGGAAGGAUGGUUUGGUAUGAGGCAGGGGCUGGCCGGGCUGCGAUCUCAGCCCCUGCAGGGGAAGGUGGCACUGGUUCAUCUUCUCAACAAAACCGAAAGAAAGGUGAGGGUAGUGUAUUAUAUGAAGGGCUUCCUGAAGCACUUUAAGGCAGCAAACUACAUUUGAGUUGGAAUCUGAAGGCCCUUGUUUCUGGGCCAUGUUACUCUGUGACUCUGAGUAGGUAAUAUGAUAAGGACCAUGUCUUCUAUUUUAAUGGUGUUAGUUGAGGGAAAAGCAUGGCCCAGGCACGUUGCAAACAAGCUGUUGGAUCACUCUUCUUCAGAGCACUGCCCGGGAACUGAUUACAGAUGACAGAACAACCUUGCUGUAACAUUUUGUCCAAAAGAGUGUCCCUCUGACAAUGCGCUCUCUCCGCAGAACUUUUCCUCUGACAGCGUAGCACCUCCUCGGGUGUGUCUACUACAGAAAGGUGGUCUCUCAGUAACUUUCCUCCCAUAGUGCAGUGCUCUCUCACUACAGCCCCUGCCACAGUGUGCUGCUCCCUCAGUGCUGGCCUGUGUGAUCCUCCUCAGUAACACCCCUCCCUGAUGAACUCCCCUCCCACAAGGUGACCCUCUGUCAAUACCUCCUCCUACAGAGUCCCUUCCUGAGUACCAUCCCUCCUAGUGACCCUCCCAUAGUACCUCGCCUCACCAGAACCACCCAUCCCACAUGGGCCUCUCUCAUUCCCACCCCUGCAACAGUGAGACCCUCCCUCAGUACCAGCCCUCCUACUGUACAGCCCCUUGCACAGUGUGACCCUCCAACAGGAUGGCACUCCCUCAGUACCACCCCUCCCAUAAUGUGACCCUCCCUGGGUGCCACUGUGUGGUGUGAGGCUGGAAGCCAUGUCCUUCAGGUUUAACAUAACACCACUGUGCAGUGCCAGCUCUCUGCAGUGUUACCGUGGUUCCGCUGUUCUCAUGUGGCCUUGAGAUAUUUUGGUUCAGGCUGAGAGUGUCUCUGAAAACAACACCAGCAGCUGUCUGCUUGUUAAGGCUUGAAUUUCGCUGCCAUUAACCUGUUAUGGUUUAUAGCUGUGGGACUGAACAGCCCAAUCUCUCUCCCUCUGAUGCAGCUGACUCACCCUCUAAUUGCAGUGAGUGGGGAGGGGCAGGCACAGAUCUGCCGUGAAAUGGUGACUGCACCUGCUGCAGUAUUGAUGAGCACGCAGGGCUGGGCUUUGCGCCGAACGCCUUCAGAGACGCUGGUGCAGUCACCACAGAAGCUGCUAGAAAUGUUCACGGGGUGAGCCCCAGGCAGACGCAUAAACAGCAGGGUCCGUGUUACAGGUGAGGGCUGCCUUGCACUGAUAAACACAAGAUGCUGGAAAUCCAGAGUAACACACACAAAAUGCUAGAGGAACUUAGCAGUGUGAUGUGACUGAGGGGAGAUGGAGGGGAGGCACCUACAAACGGGAUGAUCCUGGCUUCCAAGAGGAAUCUGACCGGAUAGACAAAGACACGCCUGAGUGGAGUUGACCCUUCACUCCCCCCCUGAACCCACCACCCCCAACCAUCCCCCACACCCACCCCGCCCCAACCCCGGUCUCUCCCACCCAGUGUCCAGUCUGCGGAGCGUGUGGAAAGAAUGAGCUGGCUGAGUAGGCUGAACCCCAGGAGCAGCGGGAACAGGGCGACCCCUUCCACACGACAGCAGAGCCCCGUUACUGCCGACCCUGAGACCUGCUUCAUGGUGUUUAGAAAUCACUGGGUCCAGGUGAGCCGUAUCUUGGAACAGCGGGACCCACGGACGGCGGAUGAGGUGAGCGCCGUGCGCAACCACACUGACCAGAUGGUGUACCUGCUGGCAGAGGAGCGGGCGCCCGAGGUGAGAGGAAUGGGGCCCAUCCUUGAGCUGGUGAUACUCGAGGACGUGCUGGACCGGCUACUGUGCUGGACUCUGCGGCGGCAACCUGAUGAUACCGGCAAGAUGGAGCAGCUGAAGCUGUUUGACCUGCUGGUCAGCCAGUCACAGCAGCCCCUCCUGCGGCACAAGCCCAUUCUCAACGCCCUGACGAGGCUGUUGGGGGCAUGUACAGAGCCACGCUCUCCGUCCCUGGAAAACAGCCUCGUGCUCCUCCUCAAUCAGGUGUGUGUGUCACUCUCCAAGGAGCCUUCCGUCCUCGAGCUCUUCGUCCACACUGAGGCUAGCCAGCGCCCCGCCAACCUCCUCAUCUUCUCCAUCCUUGUGCCAUUCAUCCAUCGCGAGGGCCUAAUCGGGCAGCAGGCGCGCGACGCGCUUCUCCUCAUCAUGGGAAUGUCUGCCGGCAGCAGCACCGUGGGCAGCUACAUUGCCAACAACUCCUACUUCUGUCCUGUGCUUGCCACAGGGCUGAGUGCACUAUACUCAUCGCUGCCGCGGAAGAUCGAGGUGCGGGGGGAUGACUGGCACGCACUGCGCCGUGAGGACUGGGUCGGCGUUCCCUCCAUUGCUAUGUUCAUGAACUCGCUGGAAUUCUGCAAUGCUGUAAUCCAGGUUGCUCAUCCUCUGGUGCGUAACCAGCUGGUCGAAUACGUCCACAAUGGGUUCUUGGUGCCUGUCAUGGGGCCUGCCCUCCACAAGAGCUCCAUCGAGGAAAUGAUCGCCAGCACAGCCUACCUGGACCUUUUCCUGCGCAGCAUCACUGAGGUGGCUUUGCUGAAAACCUUCCUGCGCUUCAUUGUGCUGCACCGGUAUGAGGGCAGCACGAUCCUCGACACGCUGACCGGCCGAAUCAACAGCAACUCCCGGCUCUGCAUGGUGUCUCUCAGUCUCUUCAGGACCCUGCUCACUCUCAGCUGUGAGGACGUCAUGCUGCAGCUCGUUCUCAGGUAUCUGAUUCCAUGCAAUCAUGUGAUGCUAAGCCAGCGGUGUGCCGUUAAGGAUCAGGAUUUCUACGGGAAGACGGCCGAUAAGUUCCUGUCCCUGAUCCCAGAAUGCUGUAAGCCUGAAAACCUGGGCUUCUUCGAGAGGGAGGAGGAACACGCAGUGUGGUCUAAAGCCCACGGGAGCCCGAGUAUUGACACGUCCACAGUGAUGACUGCCGUGCCAAAACCCUCGACCCCCUCACGCAUCUCCCUCUUCUCGCGACAGCAGAGCAUGGGCUCGGAUGGAGGGAUUCCCCCCCGGUCACCCGGCGAGGCUCCGAGCGACCCCACCACCUGCAGCCCCUCCCACAGCCGAUGGGACGAGGUGUCCGAGCUGGACUCCAACUACCUGGAGUACUUGCGGGACGCCCGCAGGCAUAUCGACCUCUGCGUCAAGGCAUGUGGCAGGUGGUCGGCUCCGUACGAUGGCCAGGAACCGGAUCCCCUCUCCGCUCAGCCCCUCCCAGAGGAUGUCGACACCAUCCGCCUGCACAUGGACCACUUCGGAGCGGAUCGGACCCGGACCAGCUCUGUCCCGGGGCAGGGCCAGCUCAGAUCGGACCCCUUUGGCAGGAGGGAGCCCCUGGAAAAUGGGGACUGGGUCAGUACCACGCCACGCAGUAAGAAGCGCAGUCUGCGGAGGGAGAGGGUGAAGGCUGCCCCCUCUAAGGGCAGAGGGCUGAGGCCCAACAGAGACCAGCUGGGCAGGGUGCACGCAGAGGGCAGGGUCUCCCUGCUGAACGGCGAGAGCAGCAGUGGCCCGGGUCUUCCUGGGCGGGCUGACAACUGCCUGGCGGUGAAGAAGGUACGGAGAGACAGGCCCCAGCGAAGCCACCCCAGGAGGGAGGUGACCGGCAGCCAGAGCGGGGUCCCUUGUGAGCCCCACAUAUCAUUGGCGGAGGGUGGGGAGGAGGAGGGCCGGGCAGGGAGCAGGCCCGGCCUGGACACACUGGCAGGCGGCAAGUCCCUCGACAGCCUGAUUGACGAGCUACUGGACCAAGCUCCCGCGGAAGCCAACGGCAGAGGCCUCAACGUGGAGAAGUUCUCCCAGGAACUGCUGGAGAUGGAGGCCGAGAUGGGAGGCUGGCAUCGGAUGGAGGAGAAGGUUGCCAGCGGAGGGGACCCACUCACUGAGGAGGAGGCGGAGGAUGAGGACGGAGAGGAAGAGGAGGACGAGGACGACAGUUACCAGCUGGUCCCCGGGAGUAGGACUUUAUCAAGAGUCCAGGCGCAGGUGCCUGUCAGCGGCCAUCUCCCUGAGCCAGCACAGGACCUGCCCUCCACAGGUUCGUUCAUUGCUGUGCUCUUCGCCAAGCUGGAGAACAUGUUGCAGAACUCGCUCUAUGUGAAUUUUCUGCUCACCGGGAUCAUCGCUCAGCUGGCCUGCUACCCCCAGCCCCUGCUCCGCUCCUUUCUACUCAACACCAACAUGGUCUUCCAGCCUAGUGUCAAGUCCCUCAUCCAGGUCCUUGGGUCAGUCAAGAACAAGAUCGAGGUGUUCGCCGCAUCGCAGGAGGACUUCCCCAUGAUGUUGUACAAAGCCAGGAAAUACUUAAUCGCCCGCGGGAAGCUGGAUUGGUCUGACUCCCCCAACUCGGUGCCCCCACUGCGACGCUCCGACAGCUUGGCAGUGAAGAGCCGGAAGCCGUCGCUGGGGGAGCUGAUCCUGCGCCACACCAACAGUCCAACCAGAGCCCGGCAAGCCGCCCAGCUCGCCCUGCAGCACGUCCGCGAGGGUCAGGUCCUGCACACACUGACUGGCAGCUCCAUCUUCAAGAGCUCGGCCGAGAAACAGAAUGAGGCCCUCCGGGUGAAGAAUGCCGUGUACUGCUCCCUCAUCUUCUCUGAGUUCCUGAAGGAGCUGGCAGCCAUUGCUCAGGAACAUGCAGUCACCUCACCCUUUCUGCUGGAAGACAGGGAGGAGUGAGGGAGCCGAGGGAGAGGCAUGGCUCCACUCCCCACCAAUGGACAGGACACCCGGGUCAGCACUCCGAACCCCAUCCCACAGAAUUCUUCAGCAGCACCUUGGAUCAGAAUGUAUCACUCGAUCCUCUCCAUCAGUGUCCACGGAUCCUGGCUGUUUGAGGUUCCCUCCUACACACACACAAACACACAGACACACACACACACACACACACACACACAUCUCUCUCUGGGCAUAGUGCAAGCAGGCACGCCCCUCUGCAAGUGGGCUGUCCACAGAGGGAGAGAGAGGGGCAGUGUUGGACAGCCCUUGGGGAGGACGGGUGCUGCAUUCCCACAUACACUCUAUCGAUGAUGUAAGGCAGAGAUUACUGCCAUGUAAAUAUUGCAAUAUUUUUAUAAGAAAAAUUGGUUUA
This is a messenger RNA of Mobula hypostoma (lesser devil ray), 5613 nucleotides long. RefSeq names its product FHF complex subunit HOOK interacting protein 1B (gene fhip1b). Bases 2016 to 5201 code for a protein of 1061 amino acids. The transcript is spliced from 12 exons. Lineage: Eukaryota; Metazoa; Chordata; Chondrichthyes; Myliobatiformes; Myliobatidae. Gene Ontology annotation, biological process: lysosome organization; endosome to lysosome transport; early endosome to late endosome transport. Gene Ontology annotation, cellular component: FHF complex. The record is from RefSeq and is a predicted model, not a curated record.